AUGCUCUUGACUGUCGUUGAGAUCAUCAAACGCGAAGUUCUCAAACGGUUGGCGGAGAAGCGGUCAGCCAGGCUGAAAGACCCUGCACCAAGAUUAUACAGAUGCUGUCUGGAACAAACCUGCAUGUGGCUGGCGCAGAUGCCAUAUACGAGGGUCACCUUGUCUCUAUACAAGUUGCCGUCUCUAGUCAAGAACGUGAGUGCACUCUCACACUGCGAGAAACUCCUGCUGCCUGUCGAUCGAGGUACGACUUGUGCGAAGCGUGGAUCGCCUACGGGCCCAUCAAGGACCCACGAUAGCGAUCUCGACACCUCAAGCCGCCUACAGAAUGGCACAUCUACUCCCGACCAUCCCCAAGAAUCCAACCGCCAGUUUGACGACACGCACAUCAUUGACCAACUUGACUCAUUGGCGGAGAGUUCCGUCAUCGCCAACAAAGAGGCGGAGGAUCCAGGAGUUCUUCACCGACUAAAGAUGCCCUGUAGUUCAUCGACCCAAGAGGCGGAGCAGAAACUGUGGGAGGGUAGGAGGAACGCGGAGUGUGAAUGGACUACCGAGCGGAGAGGGCGCGGGUCGAAUGGGCAGUGGGUUGGGGGUGCAGAUCUGGUCAAAGGUUCAACUGCAGUGGGUCACCGAGCGUAG
Coprinopsis cinerea okayama7#130 is the source of this 642-nucleotide messenger RNA. RefSeq lists its product as hypothetical. The transcript is spliced from 3 exons. Lineage: Eukaryota; Fungi; Basidiomycota; Agaricomycetes; Agaricales; Psathyrellaceae. The record is from RefSeq and is a predicted model, not a curated record. Bases 1 to 642 code for a protein of 213 amino acids.